AGGAGUUUUUCCUUGUCUCUAGCAUUCUACACUAAAAGGUUGAAUUUUUGGCAGAGGCAACAAAGACCGUUUCAGUUUGCAUCGCCUCUCAUUUUGCUAUUCCUAGCAGCUCCACUAUUUUCUUUUAUUGUUCCUUUUGCUAAACUUUCAGCUUUCAGAGCAAAAACAUGUUCAAACAGGUUCGUCUUCUUCUGCUCUUCUUGGCCUCUGGAUUCACCCUCUCCGUUUCAGAGUCCCAAUCUACUUCUCUUCUGCCUCAUGCUGCUGACUCCUUCAAUGUCAGCUAUAUCCAGCUGAAGAACGCGGCGACUUGUUCUUACUUGGUGGUUAUAUCUACUAGUUGUUCGUCUCCUAGUUAUACAAGAGAUCAGAUCAGUAUUGCUUUUGGGGAUGCUUAUGGAAAUCAGAUAUAUAUACCAAGACUGGAUGAUCCAACUUCAGGUACAUUCGAGAGUUGUAGUUCAGAUACAUUUCAAAUAACUGGUCCGUGUGCAUAUCAGAUAUGUUAUGUAUACCUAUAUAGACACGGAUCAGAUGGUUGGAGGCCUGAAAGUGUGAAAAUCAAUAGUUAUAAUGGCAGGGCUGUUACUUUCUAUUACAACACAUAUAUCCCCGGUGAUACUUGGUAUGGAUUUGAUUUGUGCAGCGGUGCUUCUUCUUCGAACCAGGUAUCCAAGCAGAAAUGGCUUAUAUUUAUGGUUCUAGGAUUUGUUCUAAGUUUUUGGUCGUAAGUUUGUGUAUUUUUCAUCUUGUAAUAUUUGCUGCAUCUUUGUACCCAUGAGACUUCGCACACCAUGUUGAAGUAUAGACACUAGAUGCGUAAAACCUUUGUGUCUAAAUUCAGUUUAUUACUUUGCUUUGUUAUUAAUUUUUUA
Molecule: messenger RNA, 875 nt
Organism: Vigna angularis (adzuki bean)
Lineage: Eukaryota; Viridiplantae; Streptophyta; Magnoliopsida; Fabales; Fabaceae
Product: embryo-specific protein ATS3B
Exons: 3
Coding region: 168-731 (187 amino acids)
Molecular function (GO): protein binding
Source: RefSeq, a predicted model, not a curated record